AUGGCCCCAUCCAAAGGACGUGCAUCCAUGCAAGAGGCUGCAUCCGACAGGAAUGGAAGAGGCUUCGCUGGGGCCUGCUGGAAUUCUUGCUGUGGAAAGCAAGAGGAGCGGGGGCUGAGGGUGAGCGUCCCGCUUCCCCAAAGGCCUAACCCAGGGUUCCAGCCGCAGGCCCCACUGGGCAGUGCGGGGCCCCGCCCGCCCGCCCCUCCAGGCCUGGCACUCGCCCUCAGCAAAGAUGGCGCGGACGGUCUCAGGCGCCUCACGCGACCCAUCCGCCGGGCUCCUCCGGCGCUGCUCUUAGCCCCGCAGACGGCUGCCGAGCGGUGGAGGGGAAAGUGUGAUCCGAGGCACGGCGGUGGCUGCGCGCUGGCGCUGCAGGGCUGGAUGCUGUAUCCCCGGGAGAGCCCGUCGCGGGAGUCCAAGGAGCUGGGCGGCCUCUGGAGCUUCCGCGCCGAUUUGGACAAUCGACGCCAGGGCUUCGAGGAGCAGUGGUACCCGCGGCCGCUGCGGGAGCUGUGGGGCAGGGCCGGGAGGCGCCCGGAAGCCCGGCGGUGGGAGGGGGGAGCCCCGGUUCCCUGCAGGCGCCUUCCCCUGGGCGCCCCGGAGCUGGCGCCCUACAGGAAGUUAAAGGUCAAUGGGCUUAGGGGCGCAGGCUUGGGGGACGGGGAGACCGGGGGAACUGGGGAGGGCCGAGGCGGGAGAAGAAGGAAGCGCUGCUGCCGAACCCUCUCACGAGACGAAGGGUGAGCCCGGGCAGUGUCUUUCUUUUUAAUGUUUAUUUUAAAUUUUAAAAAUUGUUUUGAGACUGGGUUUGGCCCUGUCGCCCAAGCUGGAGCAGAGUGGUGUAAUACUAACUUCUGAGCUCAAGGGAUUCUCCCGCCCCAGGCUUGCAAGUUAGCUGGGGCCACCACGCCUGGCUAUUAAAAAAAAAAAAACAAAACCUUGACCAGACUUGGUGGCUCACGCCUGUAAUCCCAGCACUUUGGGAGGCCGAGACAGGUGGAUCACUUGAGGCCAGGAGUUCGAGACCAGACUGGUGAAACCCCGUCUCUAUUAAAAAUACGAAAAUUUGCUGGGCAUGAUGGUGCACACCUGUAAUCCCAGCUACUCGGGAGUCAGAGGCAGGAGAAGUGCUUGAACCCGGGAGGCGGAGGGUGCAAUGAGCCGAGAUCACAGAGCCACUGGACUGCACUCCAGCCUGGGUGACAGAGUGAGACUCCGUCUCAAAAAAUAAAUAAAUAAAUAAAUUGUUUUUUCUUUUUUAAAGAUAUAGGUCUCACUGCAUUGCCCAGGCUGGUCUCGAACUCCUAGCCUCAAGCCAUCCUCCCACGUUGACCUCCCAAAGCACUGAUUACAGGCAUGAGCCACACAGACACUGGUCUGGCCAGAGCGGCAUGUGCUGCACAGAGCUGGGAGGAGGGAGACAGUUUAGACCUCCUGAGGUCAGCUCUGCUGAGGCAGGAAGGUCCCUUGGUUUUCAAGGUUCAGGUUGAGGACAGGACAUGAUAUCAGGCCAAGGACACCACCCCUGUUUUCCUCCUAACUUGGAUAUGGUCAGCAGAGAAGGGGGACCGGGUGAGGUCUGGGCCGCGUUUUCCUUGCUUGCAUCCCCUUAGAAAAACUGCAGCAUUCAGUACAGGAGGAAGAGAGAAGAGGGCUGGGUGCCAGCGUGCGUCCCACUCACAGUGUCCUAAGCAAAGCCCCGCAUCCCCCCAAACAGUCUUCCUCCCUGUGACAGGCAGUGGGUCAUCUGUCUUGGGAGAUAUUGGGCCCCAUCCACUCCGAAGAGGAACUCUUGGCCCCGCUAGUCCAGGUGCACAAACCGCCUUGGCGAUUGAUCUGUCCUCAGCAAGUUGUCUGUCCGUUCUGCCAAGAGUCCCCGCUAUGUGUCAGGACUUGCACUAGGCCUGGGGGCACAGCUCUGCAGCACACUGGCCCGGGAUCUUUUUGGGGACCUAGGAGGUGAGCGCGGCUGUUCUCUCCACCGUCGGGCCCCACCCUGGGCGUGCCGGUUCCCUCCAGGUUCAACGACAUCUGUCAGGACUGGUGGCUGCGGCAGUUUGUUGGCUGGGUGUUGUACGAACAGGAGGUGACCCUGCCGGAGCAAUGGACCCAGCACCUGCGCACAAGAGUGGUGCUGAGGAUUGCCAGUGCCCACUCCUAUGCCACUGUGGUCAGUGCAGCCAGGAGCAGGCAGGGUAGGUGGGUGGGCAUGGCUGCUGAACAGCAUGGGACCCCCAGCAGCCACCUACAGCCUGUCUCCUGGGGUGGGAUG
This is a messenger RNA of Pan troglodytes (chimpanzee), 2275 nucleotides long. RefSeq lists its product as uncharacterized. The transcript is spliced from 2 exons. NCBI's taxonomy places the organism in Eukaryota, Metazoa, Chordata, Mammalia, Primates, Hominidae. Bases 1 to 747 code for a protein of 248 amino acids. The record is from RefSeq and is a predicted model, not a curated record.